Molecule: messenger RNA, 7599 nt
Organism: Patiria miniata (bat star)
Lineage: Eukaryota; Metazoa; Echinodermata; Asteroidea; Valvatida; Asterinidae
Product: titin-like
Exons: 15
Coding region: 162-5159 (1665 amino acids)
Molecular function (GO): actin monomer binding
Source: RefSeq, a predicted model, not a curated record
UCGUUACGAAGUUGAUAAACCUGCUGGAAAUGGUGUGGAUGUCGUCCUUAUUUUAGAGCCAAGAAAUGUCCAGCCUUGUACAUGUUGGGUGACUGAUGUAAUGCAAGUUGACAUCACAAUCUUCUGAUCACUUUGACCUCGAAUAUUGUGAAAUAUUCAAAAUGUCUACAGAAACUAGCUCAAAAAUCUCCACUCAUCAACCGUCUAAACGAAGCCGUGCCCCACCACCCCCAACAAAGAAACCAUCCUUUGAGGAAAACAAAAAUGGAUCCCUAUCUGAACAGGAGAAAGAUGUGUUAAAGAAGAAUGGGAGCCUUGAGGAUGCUGGAGGUACAUCAUCAGGAGAUGAGAGGCAGCUGUCGGUGGUACUACCAUCGGAGAAAAUAGUCAAGGCAUCCGUCAAGAAAGACACACCCAUCUUGGAACUUCUCAUCAUGAUUGCAUCCAAAAACAAACUGAACCCAACCAAUCACACCAUUGCCCAACCAGCUGCAAGACCUAAGGAUCCACCUGUACAGCUCAAACCCACUCAGAAGUUGACAGAUGUUGUCGGCGACACUAUAUACAUUAUCCGCAGAAACCAGAAGCAGGUCUUUGUAUACAAGAAAGACGAAAAAAAGUCUGCUGUGUAUGAGCCCACUACUCGCAUCACUGUCAUCUCGGGUAAAAACCACAAGAUGUGUCUACGUGUAGAUCCUGAAAAGACGCUACAAGAAUUGUUGCCUGUAAUAUGUGAUGAGCGGGCAGUGGAAACGAGUAGUCAUACUCUCCGACUCACAUCUCAACCUCAGGAAUCUCUGGAUAUGAGCCAAACUCUGGAGAGAACGGGAGCCAUUGAGUUUCUUCUGGUUGACUUAAAAGGCCAGCCUGCAGGUUACGAAGGAGGAGAGGUGGAAUUGAUGCCAGAGCAGAGAAAGAAGAAGGGAAGCAUCUUUGGAAAAUUCUCAAAGAAGAAGAAAGGAUAUGCAUUAGGUGGAGGUGAGUUUCAAGAAGACCCAGCAUCUCAUGUUGCAGCCCCUGCGGAAACACAUCAACGUUCUCGUCGCCACACCUCUCCUUCCGCAUUCCCACCGUUGGAUGGCCAGGCCCAGUCUGCAACUCAAGAAGAUGAAGAAGGCAACAACACCUUAAAGAAACGUCGACCAGCCCCGCCCCCUCCACCAGGGAAACAUCUGACCAGUGCAUCAGAUGAUGAGAAACUUGAUGAAGAAUCUGGUGGUUCCAAUACUCUAAGAAAGAGGCGUGCCCCAGCCCCACCCAGACCCCGUUCUCCUCCUAGAAGAACCGUAUCUGUUGGAGCGGAUUCAGCUCAUCAGAUUUCAGCAAAUCUACCUCCUCCUCGUCCAGUAUCUCCUCCAGUGAGAACCAGCAUCAAUGGAGAGACGCACCUUGUCAGAGAGACUAUCAAAGAAGACAAACCUUCCAGGCCACCCAAACCGCCACGUCCCACCUCUAUUAUCAGAGGCACAAGCCUUGAGACUCCACCCCCUACCACUGAACCACCAGAGCCAGUCUUUGUUCCUCCACCACCCCCAGACUUGCCCCCCUCCCCAAGUGACCCACAAGAAGAUGUGACUAAGUUAAUAGAGGAGGGGCGACUUAACCAGUCCUUUGAUGAAGACUUGAUGGAUCAGGAAGCUAGGGAAGAAUCACCUAGAGUACAUAGUGAAUCCAUUAGCAGUAGUGUGACAGAGACUGGCAUAGAUGAGGCAUUUGAAGAAGUCAUUGCUAUGGGAGAAGCAGAAAUCGUGGAUAAGAAGGGAGAGCCUUCUGCAGAAUCACCCCGUCAAGAUUCUAUGGGUGUGGAGGUCAUUGUAGCUGGAUUGACCUUGGAAACAAAGGCAGAGAGGCAUAAGGAGGGGGCGGAGCUUAGGGAACCAGAGGAGGAGGCAAAUCCAGAGGAGGAGACAAUAGAUGAGGUGUCAUCGGAGGACAUCAAAGAGAAAGCUCUUCAAGCAUCUAAUUCUUCUCAUGCAAAUUCUAACAAUGACCAUGGUGACAGGGAUUUAAUCAAUCACAUGGCUGAGACAGUCCCAGCCACUCGCCUUAAAAAACUGACUCAGAAAAGACCAGUAAAAGUCUAUGCAGUCUAUGAUGAAACUGCAGCACGGGAUGGACAUUCCGUACCAGCAGAGGGCGCUGUUGUCAGACGUUUAAGAGCCAAAUCAGACUCUUCGGUUCUUGAAGUGCCACUCAGAGUAAGAUCAGGCAGGUCGUUAUCUGUGCUGGAGAAAGCUAAACCUCUUGAAGGUUUGAAGUUAAGUUGUAUACAGGAAAGCAUUGAUCUAACGGAAACCCCCUCAGUAGCCAUAGCAACAACCAGCAGUGAGAGUGCAUCAUGUCCAUCAACGAUGGUGACUACUACUGAUCAGUACGUGGCUAUCAGCCAAUCACAUGAGACAUCAAGUAGUGAUGUCACGCCUGCUCAGGAUCUACAUGAUGAAAAGCAAACAAGUUCAACUGCUGACAAAUAUUCCUCCUUAUCUCCUUGGUCCACAGACAAAGACGCUAAAGCCAAGAUGGAAUUGCUUUCUCACAUGAUGAAGAUGAGUCUAGAUGAAGACAGCAAGGAUACAAAUGAUUAUCCUCCUCACACCCAGGCUGAUGACACUCAUGAUAUGCUGGAGGAGAAAUCAGUCCAUGCUCUUGCUUUUGAAGUAACCAGGGAAGCAACGAUAGAUUAUGAGGAUGCAGACAAAUCUGUUGAAGCUCUAGGAGAGGAAACUGAAGAUGUGGCUGAGGUUGAAGAAAGUCAGAAGAAAGUUGAUGAUGAGAAGACAGAGUCUGCACAAAUGACAGUGGAAAAGAAAGAAAAAGUGGAUGAAAGUCCAACGAAAGUUGAAGAUGAAAAGCAAAGUCCAGUAAUAGCACCAGGAGGAGUAGCAAUGCAGAAGUUAAAUGAACAAUAUGCAACACUGCAAGAACAACUAACUGCCUUACAGAAACAGAUGGCUAUGCCUCAACAAGCAGGCAUCAUGGAAAUACAGAUGCAACAACUUCAGCAGCAGAUUCUGCUACAGCAGCAAAUUAUUAGUCAGAUGAUGAUGUCACCUCAGCCAAUGGUAAUGCCUCUUCCAUACCAACAGCCAGUGAUAUCGCCACAGCAACAGAUGAUGCUAACUCCACAACAGAUGAUGUCACCCCAACAACAGAUGAUGUCACAACAAAUGAUUUCUCCACAACAACAAAUGAUGACACAACAAAUGCUGUCACCUCAGCAACAGAUGAUGAUGUCCCCUCAGCAACUCCUGAUGACCCCUCCAAUGAUGUAUCCUCAGGUUUCACCUGUUUCUCAAAACAUCACACAACCAAAAAUGUAUGCACAACAAAUAACAUCUACUGCUACUGUUCAGGCUCAGUCUACUCCCAUCUCAUCAACACUUGAGCUGAAUGUUUCAACAGAGUCUGCUCAAGACGAUGCUUCGCCAAUUCAAGAUGAUGGCUCUCCAUCUAAGGAUGAUGUCUCUCCAUCUAAGGAUGAUGGCUCUCCAUCUGGGGAUGAUGGCUCUCCAUCUAAACAUGAUGAUGUUCCAACCGAAGAUGACCUACCCAUUGUGGAUAAUGUAGUAACCAGUGAAGUGGAUACCAGUGAAGUUCAAGCUGAGCCAAGACCUCUUUCACCUCCAGUGAAAGCAGAUGAAGUGUCUGUAGGUCAUCCAACCUACCAUUUUGCUCGAUCACGAGAUGUUCCUCAAGGUGAAAUCAAAGUUGUCAAAGCAUCCCCACCAAACACUCUGCGAGGUCCUAAACAGCACCAGAGACCAACUCUCUUACAAACACCUGAACCCUCUGAAAAGAAAGAAGAGACUGAACCUGAAACCAAGGACCACUCUAAUAUUGAUGCCAAGACAAAUAACGCUGCAGACGAAGUUCAUGCAGAAGUGGAUGCUAAUCAUAAUCCAACACCAGAAGGCAAUGGCAUUGAAGACAAAGUUGAUGCGUCCAAGACAGAAGACAAAGAUGAUGCAUCCAAGACAGAAGACAAAGUUCAUGCAUCCAAGACAGAAGACAAAGAUGAUGCAUCCAAGACAGAAGACAAAGAUGAUGCAUCCAAGUUAGAAGACAAAGUCCACGCAUCCAAGACAGAAGACAAAGUUCAUGCAUCCAAGACAGAAGACAAGAACGCUUCAGAAGAAACUUCCUCCAUCAGUGCAUUUGCAGUUGCUGAAUCCACUGAGCCAGUGUCUUCCAGUAAACCCAAAUCACCCAAACAAAAGAAAUCAGGCUUCAGUUUAUUUAAAAAGAAAACACCCAAGUAUUCAUACAUCUUGUCUGCGCAGAAGGAGUUCUCAAGAAAGUCUGAGACAGAACGCCAACGUACAACUUCCAAUCCUCCUAAACCGACUGACCUCAAAUCAGAAGGUGGUCAAGGAAACAGAGGUAGGGCUCAUACUCUUGAUUCAUAUGAUCCAAGUAAGGCAAGUUGUGGUGUGAACUUUGACCCAGGUCAAGCUGAGUGUCAAAGAGAAAUGGCUAAGAAUGUCCACAUUCCUCCCAAUCUAGCAAUGAGUACAUCUGAAAUAAAUCCCAGUAAUGACCAGCCUGUAAUACCUCCUCGCUCCUCCAAGUCCAAAACAACCGAUACCAAAGUUAUUGUGGCAAAAUCAUUCCCGCAGGAAAUGACAACUGGGUCUCCUUGUGCUUGUCCUUCAACUACGGUCACUAACACAGCACGUUUAUCUAAUAUUAGUCCUAUUAACACGAUACCAGUUUCCUCAUCUGAUGAAAUGUCUUCCAUGACAAAGCCUACACCUAGACAUCGCACAGUCUCAUCCCCAGUAGAGUCUAAGACUCGUGAACAAACUGUAAACAAAUCUCCCAAAUCUCAGCCAUCUCCUAGUCACCAAGUAAUUCCUGAACAUCCCUCCGAAAAAUGUUCUCCCCUCUCCUCACAAUCACCUGAGGUAGUCUCCCUUAAUUCACCUGGAGACAGUCCAAUACCCCCAGUAAGAAAGAUGCAUAGCAAACCUAAUGAUACCUGUAAGACACAAGUCAUAGGCAUUGAGGUACGACCAGAGAGGGCAGCUACAGAGGGCGCUCUUUAUGAAAGGCGAGCUCGGAUCCACAAUUACAGAUCGGAGGAAGAAGAACAAGCAAAGGUCAAAGGGGAUGCCAGUGUGUCACAGCUGAGACAGAUCUUUGGCCAAGGUAAUCCAUGACAUCAAGGAGGUUAUCACCAUGGCAACAGAUGCUUAUUAGUCACCAGGUCGUUUGCCGGGUAUUCCAUGACACACAGGAGGUCAUCACCAUGGAUACGGAUGUCGAUUAGUCACCAGGUAAUUUUUUUUGUAUAUGCAUUUGUGAGACAUGUUUUCUCUGAGUCUAUUUUGUAUAACAUUCAGUACUAAUGAAAAUGAUUAUUGGCUCAAUAUUUAAACAAUAACUGUUAAUGUUUCAGAGAAAAGAAAUGACAUUCAUUAUUUUGUAAAUAUGUCAUUAAAAAAGUGGGUGAGAAUGUUAUUGUACUUGAUUGUAAGAGAUGUACUUGAUUAUAAGAGAUGUAAUUUGAUAAUAUGGCAUUAUCCAUUUGAUUAUUUUAGUAGGUUAUGUGACUUUUUAUGUACAUCAACAUUUGAUAAGUGAAGCACCUAUGCAAGCUUGUCAUAAAUACCAUUGACCAACACAUUGGAAGUCCUGAAAUUAUUGUUUGUGUUGACCGCAUAUUUUGAAAGUACAAUGUGACUUCCAUGUAACUGAAUUCCAUUGCCAAAUCUAAUUGCAAAUUAACCUUGAUGACAACUAGUCAUUACUUUGAAAUUAGUUGUUCACUUAACUGUAUCGACCAAUUUUUGUUUUGCUUUUGGAAAUGAAGUUACUUGAAGAAACAAAAUGUUGUACCCACGCUUUACUGUUUAUAUUUUUUAUUAAAUAAAUAAAGAAAUGUAUUGUUUUUUGCUGAUAUCUACAAGUAGAUAUUUUAAGUGUACAAGUUCUGUUAUACAUGUAGUUAUACUGUAAGUAAGUUUUGCAAAUAGGCAAAUUUCCAAUUUAUUAACAUAGUAUGUAUUCAUCCUUCUGUGGUCAAAUGUAUUCACAAAUAUACUAUAUCUUUACUGCCCUCAAUCAGCUAGAGCUGUGCCAAAUAUACCAAAUAUUUGAUUAUCAAACAAUUAUCCAAAUAACAUUUUCUUAAUUCAGAUAUUCAAAACAUGUGAGAGGUUGAGGAGAUGAUGCAAAGUCCAUAAUGCUCUUAUGAUUGCAUGAGUUGCGUAGUUUGAUUUUUGUUUUCAAUGAAGCACUUUUGUCCAAAUCCACUUUUGCAUAUGAUUUGGGAGCUCUAAGGAGAAGUCUAGCUCUAAUUUCUUUACAACUGAUAAAAUAUCAGCUGUUCUGCUUCUGCUUCUUGGUCAUGUUUGUAUUACAUGUACUUUAAGAGAUCUUUAUUAAUUUGACAACUGCAAGAGCAAGCAAAUUCCAAAUUAGAAUAUUCAAAUGCUAAAUUAUUCCUAAAUGCACAGCCCUAAAAUCUGCCCAAGGUAGGUAUGUACUGUGUAUAACUAAAAGUGUUAUCUAUAUGAUUUGAGUACUUAAAUCGUGAGAUGUUAAAUGGAAAAAAAAAUUUUUUUGUAUAUUUUAUUCAAUAUUCAUGCAAUUUUGAUAUUGAAAAUAUUUUAAUUGACUGUUUUUGAGUGGGCACCUGUAUUAAGUAACACAUAGUAACAGACACAAAUUUCAUGACGUCACUGUGACUGGGUCUUAGUUGUUACAUCCAAUUGAAUGUCAGCGUAGUGAAUAGUAACACACAUGUAUGCAUUAAGAGCGCAGACGUGGGCUAAGCCUAAAUGCAACUCCAAAUGCGAUGCCAGAAAAUUUGGUCCAUAGACAUGACUGCCAAACCGAGAGAGAUGUUUGGGAGGGGGAUGGGCACUGUUGAAUAUAACAAACAUUUCCACACUUAUAUGUAAUACAUGUUUGUUUGCAAGGUUGUACUCGCUUUGUAAUCACAAAACCUUCGGAUUCUGACAGCUUGUUUGUAUAUUUUUGUUGACUUCGGUGAAAGUUAUUGUGAAUACUGUUAUAUUUAAAGAGACUGAUGUACAAAAGUAUUACCAUAUUUACAUUCAUUAAUAUGUAGUUUAAAGGAAUAUAUUAUUUAAUUAUGAUUUUUUGAGUAAGCAGUAUUGUAGGAAGUAGUCAUAAUAUUGAAAUCAAUAGGGUCCUAUAACAUUAUAUACUGACAAUCGUACUUAAAGAUAAUUCCCUCUGCUAUUUUGAGUUUCAUCCUGUAAAAUGAUUUCUUUUCUAAACAGCGGUUUUUCUACGACAUCAGCAAAAAGGUCGGAUCACACUUAGUUAUUGAAUUAUUAGUUAAAAUAUUUCAAACUUCGUAUCCUGACAAUAAUUAUGUGUUCACCCGGAUCACCCCAAAUCAGUAACAAUGAUAUAUGGACCAGGAGUCUGCACGGCAGAUUUUUUUUGUGCAAAUAUACAAACCUUUUUCAGAGGAUGUCUAACACCCAAAAAUGUGGGAUUUUUUUGGUGAAUAUAACAUUACAAGUUGAAUAUUUAUUAGAGAAAAAAAUUACUGAAAAGUAAUGGAAACGCACCGUUAAACCUCAUCAUAAAGUGUCAUUAUUAUAUUGAUACUUUUUAUAUUUU